ACUGCUGAGUGUCUACUUUGUUUUAGAGUGCUGUCGCUUUUCCGUAGUCGCGAAUCCCGCGAUCGAUGAAUACUGCGGCAUUUUACUCACUUCGCUGUUGAGGUUGCUUGGCCUCUUAAAAUUCUGUUAAAAUGGGGAUAAAAAGGUGUUUAAUUUAUUCCUUGGACAAAGAAAUCCAUGCGUCCUAUCCGGAAAUUUUGACGGAAUCGGCUUUGGUGCUAUGGUUCGCCUGUCAGAUUUGUUUGAAAUUUGGACUACACGUUUUUUCUGAUUGGCGAACCAGUCGGUUAGAUCCUGAUGAUUACAACUACUUCGAUUCCCUGCUCGAACUGUCUGGACAUAAGGUUAACGCUUGCUUCUGGGAUGACGUCAUGUCGGGCUGGAUGCAACCGCAUCCGCUCACCGUUAACCAAUCGGCUUUGGUUGGACUGGUUGUGGCUGUCCCUCCGAAAUUGACCAUAUUCUUGGGUUUCACAGCCACCUGGUUGACCGUUGUCCUUACGGCUAUCUUAAGCAUCUCACUGGUUAUCCUGGUAAGCGCCAACCGCCUCUGGACGUCCCCCGUAUCAAAGGACCAAAUGUCGCACUGCUUUGAACUGGCGGCCUUCAUCCAAGAGCAGAGCCGGAUUGCCGCCAUAAUGCAUAUCCCACUGGACAUAAUGAUGUUGCUUUAUGCGGUGGCCGUAACCGGCCUCUUCUUUCUUCGCUUUGCUAACUGCAUGGUCAUCAGCGCCGUACUGGCGGUGUGUGUUUCAUGGCUAGCAGUUAGAUUGAUAAUUACUGUACUUGAUCCAUCCGCGGUGCAGUCGUGCUGUAACGUUAACACUAAAAUGUCCUCUUACGUCAUGAUCUUCAUGUAUGCGAUGACCAGCGCCUUUAGCUUCACUAUUUACUAUGGUAUUUGGAUAUUAUUCAGCGCAGUGCCGGUGGUUCUUCUGGCGUGGAUGGCCGUUGUACUGGCCAUAGCUGUUUGUGGCCCGUCCGCGGUGUUCCCCGGUUGUAUUUUCUUCGCUGCCAGUUUGACCGCUUAUUGCGCCGGCAGAAUUUGGGGAUUGUGGAUGAAUGACACCUACUACGCACAGAUUAGAAAGGGAAUCAGGACGUUGACUGCGGGGAGAUUCUCCGCGAAAUCUUUAUCCAUGGAUCCUUCACCGAAAAAGGCGUUCGCAGGAACGGGCGAGAUUCAGAAGGCAGGACCCUGGAAAAACGCCUGCUGCAGCUUUGUAGCCUUUGCUCUUGGGUGCAUUGGCGUCUAUUACAAUGUCUGGUCAUUGUAUCAGCUGUUCCCCGUCGUCAAUCAAUGGCAAAGCAACACCGGAAGCGCCAACUGGACGUACUGGCAUUGUGUCAACACGACGGGAACUUGCAGCAAGCAUGCUACUGGAUUCGAGCAAGGCACCGCAAUGCUGUCCUACUGGGUGGAUCUGCAGACCGAGGAGCUGCGCUCGAUGCAUUGCAGCAAUUCUGAGCUGCUGGCCAACUUCACCCCGUCCUUUCCAUCCGGCACUGGCUGGGCGUUUUUGGGGUGGUGUGCAGGGCUGUCAGGCGCCAGUGGGAUACCCUUUACGGCCUUGCAAUACGCGGAAGCAUACAUCGUUACCAUUAUCCUCGUGGUCAUCGGCGGACUGCUCGUUCGUGAUGGCGUCCGUAUCUGCUAUAACAAGUGGCAUCAGCGUGUCGUCAACGACGAAAGUCUUGAUUUCGACGACAGCGAUAAAUCUUCGAAGCCGGUAACGUUACCUGUGGACCUUGCGGCAGAGGAGACCGGUACACCGGACAGUUCGCCCUUAGAUCAUUUCCCUGCACCAACUCAAGCGGAGAUCUGCACAGAGCCAUGCUAUCAUUCGCACGGGAACGAUAUGGCCAAACAGGAGAUCCCGGGAGAAAAAUUAAUGGACUUAGGCGCGCACGUGUCUAUUGUGUGCGUACCCAAGGCUCUGACGUCACAACCCACAUCAUCCUGCUUUUGCAAGAGACUGCGCUACUGCGUGUUUGAGGGAGUGAACGGUGUGUGGUUAUUCUUACUGGCCAUCCACUGCCCGCUAAUCGGCUUACUGCUGCCGUAUUCCCUGGGGGGAUUAUUCUUGCCUGAACAGUUGCACUGCCCGGUCUUCUUCUGCUGUUGAGCGCGUACACUGUUUGGAUGUAUCUCUGGCUGAUAGAGUUUCUGCGGCAGAUGUGGAGCGUCGUGCGAUCCGGGAAAAAAAAGUACAGAGACUGCGAUGCUCAGUGUGGAGACGGCAUCGCAGCGGACAAGGCCAAGCGUCAAACGGCGGAAGCGCUCUGCAUCAAAUGAUUCGGUUAUUGCUCGGUUCUGAGUACAUUUGCGGCAUCAGGCAGACGAUUAUUGCCGUAAGAAAGGAUUAAGCAACCGUUGAUAAAUAGAUCGAAUGAUAAAUUUCUAGCAUUGAGAUUAAGCAAGUCGGCUUAUUCUGAAAGGCAUAAAAGUAUGAACCUUGCAAUAUUUUUUAUUAUGAUUUCUAAAUACACGGAAGUUAAUGCCCGGGUAGGCCGUAAGGGCAAGUUGGUAUACAGUAAAGGUCUUGAUUUUUGUAUCUUGAAUUUUGGAAAAUCAGAAAUUGCUUACCGUAUCUGCAAUAAUUCUGCCCGAUGCCGUACAACGCCGCCCGCAUUAUUAGCUCGUAAUGUAACCUCGCUCGAAGUGAUCACUGCGUUUAGCUCCCAGGCUGCCCAUCUGUAGCAAAGAGUACCGCGAUCCCUGGCUGUACGUUCAGAAAUAAUUGAGUGUUGCAGUUGACAAAUGCCAUUCCAACGUCAUACACGGAAACCAGAAAAACGAAUUUUUGAAAUUUUCCUUUCACAUUUAUUUUACCAAAAACCAGAUCUUACAUCCAACGGCUUCUAUGAGGGCCGAGCGGUGACCUAUAGUAGACAGUACAGCUUUGGCAAAACAACAGCAAUAUUUCGAGCGAGUGUACAUUGCAAACUGCCAAUAUAUAGAUACUACAGUACCUAAAUAAGCAGAACCCAGAAAACAUCGGCCGCCGGAUCAUCAUGUCGAUUGAAAUUUCAAAAACUCCUUCGGAAUUCGGAUUAUCUCCAUAAUGUCAUCCGCUUGCGGCCUUAAUUACAUACACCACGUUCGUGACUAAGGAAUCCGACCGUACACCGAAUCAUCCAAAGCUUUUCUUUCAUGUUGUGCGAUGAUCUGCUUGUCACUUGCGGAAGGGCAGGUAUACCCGGCUAAACCGCUGCUGCUUUCACGUCCGACAACCGGCUUUUUUUAUAGUGAUAGCCUGUGCGCCUGUGCUACAUUUUGUGCAAGAUUGGGACAUGUGUAAAUAACGAUAAUUCAUCAUUCAACACAGAAUCUCAUCCCGCCUUCGCGUCUUCGUUUCUUCUUCAUUUGUAUAAAAAGUAACUGUUGGUUCGCGCAUCUUAAAUUACGUAUUAAAUUCAUGAUUAGUUUUAUAACUCAUUCGUGUCAAAUGCAGUGUUUAAUGCAAGUUUUCAGUUGGCUGUAAAAAAUGUUUGAA
Molecule: messenger RNA, 3497 nt
Organism: Paramacrobiotus metropolitanus
Lineage: Eukaryota; Metazoa; Tardigrada; Eutardigrada; Parachela; Macrobiotidae
Exons: 5
Coding region: 132-2126 (664 amino acids)
Source: RefSeq, a predicted model, not a curated record